This is a messenger RNA of Dromaius novaehollandiae (emu), 4435 nucleotides long. It is a transcript of the gene SEPTIN8, whose product is annotated as septin 8. Gene Ontology annotation, cellular component: microtubule cytoskeleton; septin ring; septin complex. The record is from RefSeq and is a predicted model, not a curated record. Gene Ontology annotation, molecular function: GTPase activity; molecular adaptor activity; GTP binding. The transcript is spliced from 10 exons. Lineage: Eukaryota; Metazoa; Chordata; Aves; Casuariiformes; Dromaiidae. The coding region runs from base 208 to 1491 and encodes 427 amino acids. Gene Ontology annotation, biological process: cytoskeleton-dependent cytokinesis; intracellular protein localization.
CCGCUGCGGCUCCGGCUCCAGCUCCGGCCCCUGCCGGGGGCAGCGGGCGCCGUGGGCCGGGCCGGGCCGGGCCAGGCCGGGGCGGGGGCCGGGCGGCGCGGGGGCGGCUCCGCGGCGGCGGGGAGCCUCCAGGAGGUGGCCAUAUUGGAUCCAUUCAGCGCAGCGAGCCGCGGCGGCGCCGAGCGCCGGGGCCGCGCCAGCCCGGACAUGGCCGCCACCGACCUGGAGCGCUUCUCCAACGAAGAGAAGAGGAACCUCGCCCUGGGGGGCCAUGUGGGGUUCGACAGUCUCCCCGACCAGCUGGUCAGCAAGUCCGUCACGCAAGGCUUCAGCUUCAACAUCCUCUGCGUGGGUGAGACUGGCAUUGGGAAAUCCACACUAAUGAACACCCUCUUCAACACCACGUUCGAGACGGAGGAAGCCAGUCAUUACGAGAGCGCAGUUCGCUUGCGGCCGCGGACCUACGACCUGCAGGAGAGCAACGUUCACCUGAAACUCACGAUCGUGGAUGCGGUUGGAUUCGGAGACCAGAUAAAUAAAGACGAAAGUUACAGGCCGAUAGUUGAGUACAUUGAUACGCAGUUUGAAAACUAUUUACAAGAAGAGCUGAAAAUCCGUCGUUCUCUCUUCAACUAUCACGACACAAGGAUUCAUGUCUGCCUGUACUUCAUCACUCCAACGGGACACUCGCUCAAGUCCUUGGACCUGGUGACAAUGAAGAAGCUGGAUAGCAAGGUGAACAUCAUCCCGAUUAUCGCCAAGGCGGACACCAUCUCCAAGAGCGAGUUGCACAAGUUCAAGAUAAAGAUAAUGAGCGAGCUGGUCAGUAACGGCGUGCAGAUCUACCAGUUCCCCACAGAUGACGAAGCGGUCGCCGAGAUCAACUCCGUGAUGAAUGCUCACCUGCCCUUUGCCGUGGUUGGCAGCACGGAGGAGGUGAAAGUUGGGAACAAGCUGGUGCGAGCGCGGCAGUACCCGUGGGGCGUGGUGCAAGUUGAGAAUGAGAGUCACUGCGACUUUGUGAAACUGAGAGAAAUGCUGAUUCGAGUCAACAUGGAGGAUCUUCGGGAGCAGACUCACACCCGCCACUACGAGCUGUACCGGAGGUGCAAGCUGGAGGAGAUGGGCUUCAAGGACACGGAUCCGGACAGCCAGCCGUUCAGCCUCCAAGAAACGUACGAGACCAAAAGAAAGGAAUUCUUGGGCGAGCUCCAGCGGAAAGAGGAAGAAAUGAGACAAAUGUUUGUUAACAAAGUCAAGGAGACGGAGGCAGAGCUGAAGGAGAAGGAGAGAGAGCUGCAUGAGAAAUUUGAGCACUUAAAGAGGAUACACCAGGAGGAGAAGAGGAAGGUGGAGGAGAAGAGGAGGGAGCUGGAAGACGAGAUGAAUGCCUUCAACAGGCGGAAAGUAGCGGUGGAAACCUUGCAGUCCCAAUCCUUGCAGGCUACCUCACAGCAGCCGCUGAAGAAGGACAAAGACAAGAAAAAUUAAUCACACACAGACUUUCAGGCCCCGAGCGGACUUGGUACUUUCGGGUGUUAAGUUGCGUGCGUUCCCACCUUGCCAUCCUUCUGUCCUAGCAGUGUGUGAGUGGACCAAAGUGAAAGAGAAAAUGAGCAUCUCCCGCGGUGGCAGUGUAACGACUUGCUGUUAACUUAUCAGUAGGUUUUAAGGAAGUAAACUUACUAUAUAACUCUUUUCUUUUUGUUUAAACAAAGCCAACUAAUCCCCAAAGCGAGGAGGAGUUUUGUUCUAAACCUAGUGAUUAAGCAGCCACGUAUAAAGUGACCGUAACUGCCUGAACUCCUCUCACCCACCAGCUAAAUCCUUGCUUUCUAGGCUAUUUUUUACUGGCUAAGGUGAGUGCUGAGAGCUGGCUUGGCCUUUCCCCUCUGUCCCCUCGUACACCUUCCCCAGCUCUGGGGAGGUGUCUGAGGAAGGCAGAAACGUUUAUUUUUCCAACAAAAUUCUUGAUUUGAAUAAACUUGGAACGGGUGAAAACCCCAGUGCUCUGAACUUCUGCCCUGGGAAUCAUAGUCUGAGUAACCGCCAUUCCAGUAAUUAUCUAUUUUAAUCCUGAAUUUCUCUCAACACUUUCUAUGUCAUGUAAAAUAUAUAUAGAGAGAGUGGUUAAUAAAAUUCAUGUGACAAUGUUUUGAUUUUUCUUUACAGCUAAAGUAGAACAUUUAAUUAGGAAGAUUUUUCAUAAGAGUGUGCUGUUGUAUAAUGUGGAAUUGCAGGAUCUGUGUAACUUCACUUGUCAUUUACCAGUGUGCUUUACUGUUGCGGAAGAACUAUUUAAUCGGUCGUCUUUACUUUUAGAUUGUUGAAAACAAACAAAAAAGGCAUCCGUAAACAUGUGCCUGGCAAGGAGAAUCCCCCGAUAUUGAGACUAUGCAUGAUAUUUAUGCUGAUAUUGAUGCUGAUGCCCUAUAUUCCUCCGAAAAGGUGUUUUCUUUAGCACUUCUGUCACGCCGAGCCGUGCUUUCCUGGGCAGCUGCGCUCACAGGAAUUAUUGGGAUCAAUAUUACUUUUUUCCAUUCCAACCAUUCUGCAGUGAGGCAGGACAGUAACUGGACAGAGACUCACUAGCUGUGUUGCUAAGGAAAAACAAGACCCAAUUCCAUCAGAUAAUGGGCUAAAAGAAAGCAAAUAUAUUCGUGCCCAUGUAGUGUGUUUAGAGUUUAUAAAAAACACUGGCUGGCUAAGUGUUAGUUGUGUGAGCGUGUGCAUUUUAUUUACUUAUUAAUGUUAUAGGACUUCUCUUUUUUUUCCAUAUUUGUCUUUAAGCUAAUAUGUUAGCAAAUUCCGUGUUUGACUGUUAAACAGAGGUGCACAGCUUUGCAUCUGAGCCUUGGCAGGUCUGUUUGGAGGCAGCAUUUUGCUGGAUUGUAAAAUGAGGUUCUAUAACUUGCAUAUCCCAUUAAAGCAGCUCUUUUUUUUUUUUUUUUUUAAAUAUAUACUCAGGUGUUGAACUGUUUUCAUAUAGACAUUGGCCUUUUAUGUGAAUAUAUUGAAAAUCAUGUCAGUGUUGCUCGAUGCUUGUAUGAAAGAACCUCAUGAAAAUUUCACAGGUACAUUUUAGAACAGACCAUUUUUUAAAAGAGUAAAGAAUUAUGCGCACUUAAGAGUCUGCUGAAAGCUGAACAUUUAAUUUUUAAGGCUGUGCCUCUAAUCUAGAUAUAUUAUAAAGAGUAAUUGUCAGUUGUUAUGGGGGUUAAUGUGUUUUUCUAAGAGAAGCAUACAAGGAACACGAGGUCUUGUUGCAUACAAGAAGACGAUGCAAAUUCCCCAGGGACUAAAGCCCACUUGCGUGGCAGAUGAGGAGCGUGAUUUUGGUUCUUACUCAUGAGAAACUCUGGUGCACUAAUUGCAUGGGUAAGCAACACUACUCGGUUCCUCGCUUUCCCUCUCAGUGUUGCAGAAGGCUGGAAUAAAAUCCCGAGCGCUGAUACCGCGCGUGCCAGCGGCUGCCUCGCGGUCGGGUUUCCAGCCGAUAGUUUUCUCCUGAUCUCGUGCUGCUGCCAGCAACAUCUAUGCAAAUGGUUUCUCUCUGACCUGGCUCCUCAGAGAUUUUUUUUUGUUUCCCCACUAGAAUAGCUGGUAGUUAAGAAUAAUGAUAGCAAUGAAAGAGUAAAAACUCCAAAAUCCAUGGGCAUUGUGGAGAAAUUUCCAGCUAUUUCUGAUGAAGACAUUCAGAAUGUAUGUAACUAUUUUAAUGAUGACUAUUAUAUAUACAUUGACUUUGUCGUGACGGACAUCCUUUCUCCAUGUAGUUUUUUGUUGACCUUAACUUCAUCAUGGCCACUCCACUCUUUAGAGCAGGUAACAUAAUCACUUCCCCAACAGGACUGAGGUGUUUUUGUUGUUUUUUAAUUUCUCUAGUACUUGAUUUUUUUCCCUUUUGGGCUGAGAUGAGAUUAAAUAUGUGGUAUAUAGGGUAGUUCUCUAUCUUAUUGUUAUUUAACAAGUUACGAACCCAUUGCGAUGCUAAUCUCACUGCAGUCUGAAGACUUACGUCCUGUAGGCUAGAAGAAGUGAGAGAAACCCUUUAGAAAUAGCUGAAGCUGUUCAGUUGCACAUCUUCCAGCUGUUGUAUACGUGUAUCUGUACAAGGUUGGUAUUAAUGGGAAAAACUGUCUUUUUUUUUUUUUUAAUCAUGUAAAGAUUUACCACCCUGUGUGUUGUCUGCUUUCAUAUUUACCAUGUGUUUGGAAGGGCUGGGAGUUGUGUAGGAGGCACGGUGCCGGGCGCAGCCGGGCCCGCGAGGUGGAGAAGGGCUGGGAGCCGCCGCGGAGGAGCCCGCGCGCUUCCCCGUCUGCCGCGUCUGCCAUCCACAGCGUGCUGGGGUGUUUUUUUGUUGCUGUUUGACUUUCAGUUCUUUCCACUCACUUUGUACUUUUUUUUCUUUUAUUAAAUCUCACAUUUAUUUUGA